AUGGAAGGAUCAAGAGGUCGAGUCGGUGGAUGCAGUUUGAGGAACAAGAAUUAUUUAGAGAAUUAUAUGUUGGGGAAAAAGAUUGGGCAAGGAUCGUUCAGCAAGGUGAAGAUGGCAGAGCAUGUAUUUGGAAAGAGAGAUCAGGAUAGCGAGAAAGUUGGUGCAUCCUCACAUAGGUUGAGUGUACGAGGUGAUAGAAACACCAAAAAAGAUAAAUAUGGUGAUGGAGUAUCUCAAAUCUGGAGAGCUCUUCCAUUACAUCUCUCUCAAGGAUGCCUCAACGAAGACGAAGCCCGUCACCAUUUCCAGCACGGUAGGGCAAGAGAUUUGGUAGCAAGAAUGCUGGAAGUUGAUCCCAUUAAGAGGAUCACCAUUUCUGAUAUCCGCCGCCACCCUUGGUUUCUGCCUCAUCUUCCAAGCUACUUGGCGGUGGCGCCGCCGGAUACGGCAGAACUAGCCAACAAGAUUGAUGAUGAAAUUCUUGAGCAAGUAGUUAGCUUGGGAUUUGACAAGAAUCAGGUAGUCGAUUCUCUCAACAAGCUUAAACAAAAUGAGGCAACUACUGUAGUAUAUCAUUUGAUGGUGGAUAAUCAACUCCAAACUUGUGGUGGCUAUCUGAGGUAUGAGUUUGAAGAUAUGCUUGAGGUGACCUUGCCACCAUAAAGUAACCUUUAGUCUUCUUUUUCCAUAUUGCAAAAUCUGAACAUCUCAAUUAAUUAUACUGUUUUCAUUGUUCUGUGCAA
This is a messenger RNA of Prosopis cineraria, 743 nucleotides long. RefSeq names its product serine/threonine protein kinase OSK1-like. Gene Ontology annotation, molecular function: protein serine/threonine kinase activity. Gene Ontology annotation, biological process: protein phosphorylation; intracellular signal transduction. NCBI's taxonomy places the organism in Eukaryota, Viridiplantae, Streptophyta, Magnoliopsida, Fabales, Fabaceae. The transcript has 5 exons. The coding region runs from base 1 to 663 and encodes 220 amino acids. The record is from RefSeq and is a predicted model, not a curated record.